Messenger RNA from Manduca sexta (tobacco hornworm), 1281 nucleotides. RefSeq names its product TBC1 domain family member 7 (gene TBC1d7). Gene Ontology annotation, biological process: negative regulation of TOR signaling; activation of GTPase activity. Bases 162 to 1049 code for a protein of 295 amino acids. The transcript is spliced from 6 exons. Lineage: Eukaryota; Metazoa; Arthropoda; Insecta; Lepidoptera; Sphingidae. Gene Ontology annotation, molecular function: GTPase activator activity. The record is from RefSeq and is a predicted model, not a curated record.
UCUAUCAAACGCUCUUUGUCUUUCAUUGUUUGUCAAUUUUGUUAAUAACAAUUUGAUACUGAUAUUAAAAAUUGAAUUGAAUUGAUACUGAUAUCAAAAUAAAUACAAUUCCUAUUCACAAUAAAUAUUAACCUGAAUAUAAUACAAAGGAGUUGUCUAAAAUGACGGACGAACGCAACUUUCGGUCAUCGUAUUACGAAAAAGUCGGAUGCCGGGGUGUCGAAGAAAAAAAAUCUUUAGAAAUUCUUAUGAAAGAGAAACCAUGGGAUAAAGUGAAGCUGAAGCAGUUUUGUUUGCGAUUCACUGUACCUGCAGCGUACAGGAACUUAGUAUGGAAGGUGUUGUUGGACAUACUGCCAGUUUACCCAGACUCCCACCAGUUUGUGAUGGAGCAGAGAACAGAGCAGUACCAGGAUCUCUUGUACGCUGUGGAGUUACUGGAGCUCAUAGAUAUGAACGCUCCUAGAAGCAAAAUCCUGUUGGAAAUGUGGCUGCUUGAAAAUGAGGAACGGAAACCCCCUGUGUUCCUUGAAACUAAUUUUUGUUCUGCAGACACAUUCAUACCCAUAGCAGAGACAUUGCUAGAAUUGUAUGGGGAUGAAGUGGAUGUCUAUUGGCUGUGCAAGAGUUUGACAGAGGUGGUAAAACAGAUGCAGCGAGACAUACACAAGCUAAAGGAGGCGUUCUAUGCCAUGCUAGAGAAGGAGGAUGGAGAGUUAUUUACACACCUAUGUGACAUCAAUGCACUGGAGGUGUUACCGCUGACAAAGUGGUUCAACUGUUGCUUUGCAGGUGUUUUGGACGAUACAUCAUUGACAAAAAUUUGGGACAAAUUGUGCAGUGGUGCCCCAAAAGUAUUGCCAUUUGUGGCUGUAAUGCUAGUUAUUACGUUACGACGAAAAAUUCUAAGGGCUAAAAAUCCUGAAGACGUCAUAAAAUGCGUUUCAGAGAUACCAGAACAAUGUGAAGAAGUGAUAGCAAAUAAAGCUAUAGACUUAUGGCAGUACUACGGAGCUCAGCCGCAGAACGAUCAACUGGCGAAAAAAUGAUGUAUGACCUUCUAAUGAGUCUAACUCAUUAGAAGGCAUACCUUUGGAAUGGAUAGGAGGUAGAGUUGACCGAAUAAGUUUUUUCGGCUUAAAAAAAAUAACUUUCAAAAUUAAAUCGUAAAUUAUAUGUGGCUAUUGUUAUAAGGUAAGAUUGCUUGUAAUAUGUGUAAGUAACAUGUACAUAAUUGCUGUUUGAGUAAUAAAUAUUAUGUUAAAAUUUAUAAACCAAAAA